AGCAAGUUGAACCACUAUAAUGAAACAUACAAGAAGUAAAUAUUUAAAACACAUUUUCAAAUAAGUUGCUAUCAAAUGAUUGAAGCAAUAUGAGAGACGAUUUUUAAAAAGUGCUAUAGUAGCUUGAAACAAAUAUAUAUAAUAAAGCAUAGAAAAGUGAGAAUAUAACUUGGAAACAGGAUGAGUAAUCUAUCACACAAAAUAUAGGGAAUCACCCUCAAAAAAACAAACAAUAUAAUUUACAAUAUUAGAAAGAAUUGAGGGAAAAAGCCAAUACACGUAUGUAAAAAUUGAAGGCUAGGUUUGCCCUACCUAAGACAAAUGUAUGCGAUAUAAUAUUAUUACUUGCUACUCCUACUACAACUCUAUCAAUGCAAGACAUUAUUAUAGCACAAAAUCUAUUUUCUUCUUUAACUAGAUGUAAGACAUUUGAUUAUACUCUGAGUUUGCAUAAUUCAUCAGUAUAGGUUUGUUUUACCAAUUCAGAUUAAAAGAUCAAAAAGACAUUUAAAAUUAGGAAUAAUAAAUUUUGUUGUGUUCAACUUUUGUCAACUAAGAUAUUUACCUCAAUUUACUUAAUUACGAAUUAGCAGUGCUAUGAAUAGUGCUUAAGAUAUUAGAGAUUCCUAUUCUAACACUGAGGCAACAAUAAGCACUUGCUCUCAAAAGCUUCCUUAUACACUUAAAACACUAUUGAGUGUAUUUAAGUAAUUUUGUUGUUAGCAAAGCAGUAAAUAUUUUAUGAUACAGCAUUUAAAUUGUCUAGAGAAGGUAGAUGUUUGA
Molecule: messenger RNA, 783 nt
Organism: Paramecium octaurelia
Lineage: Eukaryota; Ciliophora; Oligohymenophorea; Peniculida; Parameciidae
Source: the annotation of a GenBank genome assembly